AGCGCCACAUUACCAAACGAAAUUCAAACGUGUAAACGGAGCCUGCAAGCGAAGUUUAUUCUAUUUGUCGACACAGAGUUCUACAUGUGGCUGUGCAGAGAUUGUGGCUCAUCCUAUACAUCUAGAUCACAGCUUCAAAAACACUUCAGGUUGGUACAGGGACACUAUGUCCGCAGACAAUCAUAUCCAUGUCUAUAUUCUUACUGUCCAUGCACUUUUAAAACCUGGAAUGCACUGAGGUCCCACUUAAGCCGAUCACAUGGCAGUGAGCAGCCACAUCAAAAGCAAAAUUCUAGUGAAGGUACUGUGAUGAAUUGUCAUGUUUGUGCCGUAACUGCCAUUCCUUCAGUAAAUGAUUACUUUCUUCAUAUAAAUAACCACUUGUGCAGCCAUGAGACAGUAAGUUGUAUGUUUAAGGGCUGCUUAUUUAAAACAAAUGUGUAUGGCACAUUCAAAUCACAUAAGAGUGAAAAACAUUGUCAGGGUUCAUUGACAGAUUUUAAGGAAAGAAUAGUCAAACACUAGAGAUUAGGACUAUAUCUGAUGAUACUCCUUCAAACAAAGAAAAUGAAACAUCUCUGUUAGUGGACGAUUCCAGUUGUAUUGAUGUAGAAGAGGUUCCAGAAAACUUGCCAAAGCUUGUAGAGAUUAAAUUAGCUUCCAUGCUGUUAAAGCUGGAAAACCACUACCAUGUUCCAGGCUCAGCAGUCAAUGAGUUGUUGCAGGACUUACAUUAUUUACUGAGUGAUGCAUCUUGCCCUUUGUCUCACAGAACUAUAGACACUUUACAAAAGCACAAGAUUGAUGAUGCAUCUGUAGUCAAAGACCUUGUUACAUCUUUAAGUGCAACAAACCCUUUACUUGCUGCAAUAAAACAUGGUGGCCUGCUAGCCUCUGCAUUUAAGCGUAAACAAUAUUACAGGGAAAAUUUUAAAGUUGUGGACCCUGUAGAAUAUGUUCUUGAGACCAAGGGUAACAAGACAUUUCAGUAUGUUCCAAUACUUCAGUCUAUACAGAAUCUACUUUGUCAGAAUGACCUACUCGACAAAAUGGUUGAAAGUCACAGUUCUCAGCAGUUAGGAGAUGUCCAUCAGCAUAGGUCAGUUCAGGAUGGUCUGUAUUUUAAACCAAAUGAUUUGUUCUCUGAUGAUUUAAGGAUAUCUUUGUGCUUAUAUGUUGAUGACUUUGAAAUUUGCAACCCUCUCGGAACAUCACGAAAGAAACACAAGCUAUGUGCAAUCUAUUGGGUUUUGGGUAAUGUACCAUCAAUGUUUCAGUCAACUUUGUCUUCGAUUUAUCUUGCAGUUUUGUGCACAACGGAAGACGUGAAGACAUACGGGUUUGAGAAAAUCUUGCGACCUCUUUUGCAUGAUUUACAAAUUUUGGAACAGUCAGGUGAAACAAAAGACACCCUUGAAGAGCAGAGGAUUACCCUACUGUCUGAGGUGACUAAACGAAACAAUGAACAGGCUAUCAAGGUGCUGAUGGACAGAACAUUUGCACACCGAAGGCAUGAGGUGGUAGAAGAUAUGCCUUUCAUUGUUGAGUUUAAGAACAGAUGGCCUGCACUCUUUACUGAACGAGAGGUAUCUGCAGAAUUCAGAAGAAUUACAACAAUCCCUUUGGUGUCCAAAUUUUUGGGUCAGCUGGAUUAUUUCUCAAACCAACUCUUCAGAAUUUUCAAAAAGAAAGGAGGAGCUGAGGCACAGAAGAUCACAAACAUCCUUUCAGUCAUGGAUCAAAAUAUCACCAUUGAGAAAAAACGUGAAUGCAUCUUGAAAGCUCUUGCUGUGUACCUCAAUGAAGACCCAUCAAACCUUCUAAAGGAGUAUGUGGAUGCUGAACAAAAUGAAGCUCUAACCUCAAUGCAUAACACCACCCUGGGAAUCUACGUUAUAGCACACGAAGGAGCGGAUGCUACAGAUUCGUAUGAAGAUGUAGGGAUCAUCAUUGAAGGUGUCCAAGUGCUAGAAAAACUUAAUGUGGCAAAUGCAUGUGCUGUAAUGCUUGGUCUAAUUUAGGCAUUAAACUUGGCUUACCCACAAGACCUGAAAUACACUUUUGAAGUGUUUCAAAAGGUUUUUAUGGAGCUCAAUGCAAACAAGCUGUCAAACAAGGUUCAGGUCCUGAAAAAUAAACUCCUUUCAUAAACUCUGCAACUUGAGGUCAGAACCUAAAGACAGGAGUUAUAUCAAUAAUGUUCGACUGUUGAUUGUUGUAGUACAUUUCUUUCAUUUGCUGACCAUGGUAAAUUUAUUUCGGUGUUGGUCUAGCAGGUCUUAAAUAGCUGAUGCAGCUGCUUUUUUCUGUUUCAAGGAGACACACUUUUUUCAUAACACUUAUGUUACACUUGUAUUGUGUAGUUGUAAUUAUUAUUAUUUUUUUGUUUUUUUAUAAAAAGUGAAGAUAACCGGUAAAUUUGUUUCAGUGUUGAUCUAGCUAUAAAUAACUGAUGCAGCUGCUUUUUUCAGUUUCAAGGAGACAACUUUUUUUUUU
Molecule: messenger RNA, 2496 nt
Organism: Hemibagrus wyckioides
Lineage: Eukaryota; Metazoa; Chordata; Actinopteri; Siluriformes; Bagridae
Exons: 6
Coding region: 663-2021 (452 amino acids)
Source: RefSeq, a predicted model, not a curated record